Ectocarpus sp. CCAP 1310/34 is the source of this 801-nucleotide messenger RNA. The record is from the annotation of a GenBank genome assembly. NCBI's taxonomy places the organism in Eukaryota, Phaeophyceae, Ectocarpales, Ectocarpaceae.
AUGGCGAUGGUGUGGCCUACCGCAUGUCUCUUACUCUCUAAGCAACAAGGUCUUGAGUCAACCUUCUUUCUCUUUCGGCCUCUGACGAGCUACCGCACCCAAACACAAUAUAUUGUAAGGCCUGGUGUUGGUAGUGGGUAUUGGCGUCUGAGCGGUGGGAGCUGGGCCAUCGGGGCAGCGGACACCAUUUUCAUAGCUGGGAUCGCGGCCAAAGGGGGCGAGGACAGCAGUGCAUAGCUGGUGCGGUGGCCAUUGCGGGGACCGGGACAGCAGGGUUUAUAGCUGGGACAGCACUUCGAGGCUGGGACAGCAGGGAGGGUUUAGAGUUUUAGUUUGGUAUGUUCUGGAACGGAGGAGAACGCAACUCUAAGCGCGAGGUUGGAUGAGGCGCUACGAGCUAUAGAGGAGGCCAAGGCUGAGACGAAGGAGGCCAAAGCUGAGACGGAGGAGCUUAGGGCAGCACAGCGGCGGUCUGCGGGUGCACCUGCCGGCAGCAGCUCAGGAGGCGACGGUCCAGUUGCUCCUGGAGGGGCUUCAUCUGCACCGGUGAGGUCAAUGUGGCCAGGCGGGGUGAGUCAUGAUGGCGGUACUGGGGUGCCGGGCUUGCCUCUGGGAGGUACAAUUGUCAGAACUCCUGUGCCUAGAAUCCCGCCUAAUUGCACCGCCGACACUUUUCUCAGUUGGCGGAGACGCUUUCUGGCCUACGUGGACAACCACAAUCUCCAGCACACAAUCUUCGGCAGUGCUGAGGUUCCCGUUGUCAGUUGUCAGGAUGAAGGAUACUUGACACGCCAGUAUGGU